AUGAAGGCAUACUGGUUCGAUGACCUCCCCGGCGACCAACGCCAACCCCAUGAUUCCGGUCGCUCGGUCGAUCCAGACUACCUAGAAAAGCUUGGUGUCCUCUACUAUAGUGUACCAGAAGUUCCUGAUGUUGAACCCAUUGCUACAUCCCGCAACUACAAGAACCGGGACGAAAUCACUGUCAGCCCAGAGAAGAUGGGCGACAUCUACGAAGAGAAGGUGAAGUCGUUCUUCCACGAGCACUUACAUGAGGACGAGGAAAUCCGAUAUAUUCUUGACGGUGCGGGUUACUUCGAUGUCAGAAGCGAAGGCGAUGACUGGGUGAGGAUUCGGCUCGAGAAGGGCGAUUUGAUUGUUUUGCCGCCUGGAAUUUACCAUCGGUUCACCACUGAUGAGCAGAACUACAUCAAGGCCAUGCGACUGUUCAAAGAGGACCCAAAGUGGACGCCACUCAACCGGGGUGGCGAGACAGAUGACAACCCAUACAGGAAGCAGUAUCUGACAGAGUAUCUGAAGGCUAGACAGGGCGUCUCGGCUUAG
Molecule: messenger RNA, 540 nt
Organism: Alternaria burnsii
Lineage: Eukaryota; Fungi; Ascomycota; Dothideomycetes; Pleosporales; Pleosporaceae
Exons: 3
Coding region: 1-540 (179 amino acids)
Molecular function (GO): acireductone dioxygenase [iron(II)-requiring] activity
Source: RefSeq, a predicted model, not a curated record